Molecule: messenger RNA, 960 nt
Organism: Symbiodinium sp. CCMP2592
Lineage: Eukaryota; Dinophyceae; Suessiales; Symbiodiniaceae
Source: the annotation of a GenBank genome assembly
AUGGACAAGGCCCCAACAUCUGCAGCUUCUUCACCGAAGGCCAGAACGACCGAGCCUGGUUCGCCCCAGUCGCCCGCUGCGCGCGACGCGGUGAACCAGGAGGGACAUCCGAGUCCGGUCGAAGAUGUCGGCUCCCCAUCGAACGCCAGUCCCGGUGCUGUGCACCAGGAGCCCGGUUCCCCAGCAGCGACGACGUCGGCGCCGGCGUCGUCACCCAAGGCUCACGCCGCGGCGGCUUCAAGGGAGGAGAACACCUCCCCCGCUGCUGCCCUGAUGGACACCGAGGCCCCGCCGUUGCCCUUGGACUUGAAUGCUGCCGCGGAGGAGGGCGAGGAACAAGCAGAGACAACCGAGGCAGCUGCCGCCACCGCUCUCAUCCCGAUCAUUCAGGAGCAGCAGAUGCACGCUUGGAGCGAAGCGGGAAGUAUCGCUCAACACACGUUUUCGCAACUGGAAACGUUGCGCAUGAGAGCAGCUUUAAAAAGGGAAGAGGCCAGAGUGGAUGCAAGACGCCGCCAGGACAUCGCUGCCUCAGCGGGCGUCCGCGAGGUUUCUGCCACGGACGAGAACUGGGACGCCCCUGCUCCGCCGACGGCCGAGGCACAGGAAAGCGGCUGGGAUGAUGACGAUCCUGCGGAGGGCCAGGAGUGCCUCCGCCACGUGGAGUACGACCUCCGGGUGGUUCGGCCCGAGGAUGCUGGAGGGAAGGCAGCUGGCAAGGCUGUGCAGCUGAGGCUCGGCGCUUUAACGCCGGGAUUCGAUGUACAGGCAGCUGCAGAGGCUGCUUUGCUGGGUGCUGUGGGCCAGGAGCCUGCGUUCUUAAGCUUUGCCGGGCGUGUGCUACCGCCCUUUCUUCCCAUCCACUCUGCCGGCGUCGGCGAUGGAGACACCUUGGUGCUGCUGGCCCAUGCUCCGGUUCUUCCUCAGGAGCCCUCGACAAUUCUUGCAAGAGCAAUGUGA